Molecule: messenger RNA, 3314 nt
Organism: Cynocephalus volans (Philippine flying lemur)
Lineage: Eukaryota; Metazoa; Chordata; Mammalia; Dermoptera; Cynocephalidae
Gene: DNAJC11
Product: DnaJ heat shock protein family (Hsp40) member C11
Exons: 16
Coding region: 9-1688 (559 amino acids)
Biological process (GO): cristae formation
Source: RefSeq, a predicted model, not a curated record
UUGCGAAGAUGGCGACGGCCUUGGGCGAGGAGGAGCUGGACAAUGAAGACUAUUACUCGUUGCUGAACGUGCGCAGGGAGGCCUCCUCUGAAGAGCUUAAAGCUGCCUACCGGAGGCUGUGUAUGCUUUACCAUCCAGACAAGCACAGAGACCCAGAGCUCAAGUCACAAGCGGAGCGACUAUUUAACCUUGUUCACCAGGCUUAUGAAGUGCUUAGUGAUCCCCAAACCAGGGCCAUCUAUGAUAUAUAUGGGAAGAGAGGACUGGAAAUGGAAGGAUGGGAGGUUGUGGAAAGGAGGAGAACACCUGCAGAGAUCAGAGAAGAGUUUGAGCGUCUGCAGAGAGAGAGGGAGGAGAGGAGGCUGCAGCAGCGAACCAACCCCAAGGGAACGAUCAGCGUUGGAGUAGAUGCCACUGACCUUUUCGAUCGCUAUGAUGAGGAGUAUGAAGAUGUAUCUGGAAGUGGCUUUCCGCAGAUUGAAAUUAAUAAAAUGCACAUAUCCCAGUCCAUUGAGGCACCCUUGACAGCUACAGACACAGCCAUCCUCUCUGGAAGCCUCUCAACCCAGAAUGGGAAUGGAGGGGGUUCCAUUAACUUUGCGCUCAGACGAGUCACUUCUGCGAAGGGAUGGGGAGAGUUGGAAUUUGGAGCUGGAGACCUACAGGGGCCUUUAUUCGGUCUCAAGCUGUUCCGUAAUCUCACACCAAGAUGCUUUGUGACGACAAACUGUGCUCUGCAGUUUUCAUCCCGUGGAAUUCGGCCUGGCCUUACCACUGUCCUAGCUCGGAACCUAGACAAGAACACUGUCGGCUACCUGCAGUGGCGCUGGGGAAUCCAGUCGGCCAUGAACACUAGCAUCGUCCGGGACACUAAAACCAGCCACUUCACUGUGGCUCUGCAGCUGGGAAUCCCUCACUCCUUUGCACUGAUCAGCUAUCAGCACAAGUUCCAAGACGACGAUCAGACGCGCUUGAAAGGAUCCCUCAAGGCAGGCUUCUUUGGGACGGUGGUAGAGUACGGGGCCGAGAGGAAGAUCUCCAGGCACAGUGUUCUGGGCGCAGCUGUCAGCAUUGGAGUCCCACAAGGCGUUUCCCUCAAAGUCAAGUUAAACAGGGCCAGCCAGACUUACUUCUUCCCUAUUCAUCUGACGGAUCAGCUGCUUCCCAGUGCUGUGUUCUAUGCCACUGUGGGGCCUCUCGUGGUCUACUUUGCUAUGCACCGUCUGAUCAUCAAACCAUACCUCAGGGCUCAAAAAGAGAAGGAAUUGGAGAAGCAAAGGGAAAGCACCGCCUCUGACAUACUACGGAAGAAACAAGAGGCAGAAGCUGCUGUGCGGUUGAUGCAGGAAUCUGUCCGAAGAAUAAUCGAGGCAGAAGAGUCCAGAAUGGGCCUCAUCAUCGUGAACGCUUGGUAUGGGAAAUUUGUCAACGACAAGAGCAAGAAGAGUGAGAAGGUGAAGGUGAUUGAUGUGACAGUGCCCCUGCAGUGCCUGGUGAAGGACUCGAAGCUCAUCCUUACGGAGGCCUCCAAGGCUGGGCUGCCUGGGUUUUAUGACCCGUGUGUGGGUGAAGAGAAGAACCUGAAAGUGCUUUAUCAGUUCCGAGGUGUCCUGCAUCAGGUGAUGGUGCUGGACAGUGAGGCCCUCCGGAUACCAAAGCAGUCUCACAGGAUUGAUACAGACGGAUAAACUGCUCGAGGACCAGAUUAAAAAGCAGCUGCAAAAAAAUCUUUUCCUGGGAGUCUACAAAUUUGGAAGCAGGGAAGAACCCAGACAUGAGAUGUUUUUAUUUUAUAUUAUUCCCAUAGAAGGUGGCACCCUAUCACUUAUGUGAAGGGACACACAGACACCCCAGCUUUCAUGGGUGCUGUAGGUAGGAUGGAGGCAGCCCCACCUGGACCAGACCACAGCAGGGCCCAUGGCUGUCUUCCCAAGGAUCAUGUUCCUGGAGCGAAGGACCUUGGGCCCAUGGACUCUUCCAGGUCGCUCCCCGGGUUUCCCAGUAUGUGUGCUGGCACAGCCUGCCUCCCAUAGUUCCUGGUUCUGUCUGGAGGUAUUUAUGGAACACCCUGCCCUCACACAUAGGACUGUGAACUACUUUUCCUCAAAUGCACACUAAACAUGGAAAACAAAAUGGAAAGGAAGGCAGGCGUUUUCACAUGCCGAGGCCUCCAGAUAAAGGGAGCAUCUGUUCAGUCGACUUCCCACAAACCACGUUAUUUCUGCUGAAAUAUUACUAAGUGAAUCUGGAGAGGAGUGUGGGUUUAUAAAACUGCUUUUUAUCUGAGAACAAACAGGUUUGGAAAUUAGUCUUUUUUCCCCACUCCCAGAGCUUAUCAAAAAUCAUUCCACCGGCUCCUGGCUUGGGACAGAGUGGCAUAAGUCCUGGUCCUGAAGACCUUCCCUGUUACCAGUCGCUUCCCAUAUCCCUGUGGGAAGAGACCCUACUGCCAGCCAGCGGGUGCAAGCUGAUCUAUGUCCCUGUCACCCUACGACACAGCGCAGCUUGGCCUGCCUGUGCCCACCCCGGCUAGAGUGCAGGGCUGGAAUGAGGAAAGGGCAAAAUGUAGACGAAGUGGGGGUGAGGCCCGGGCUCAGACAAGCGCUCGAUCCCAAGGUGCGGGCACCACGGCCACAGCCCUUCCUCCUGGACUCCCUUCACUGGCCUGCUGUGUGGGUACAGAACGGCGUAAGAGCUGGGAUGCCCCCGAGCAGCCUGCCCUGCAGUGGAAAACAGUUCGGAUGAGCAGCGGAAAACAGUUCGGAUGAGCGGAGGCCUGUCGCGUGGGUCCUGGAAUUGCAGUGGUCACUUGCUGACCUCCAAGCAGGUGCUGCGUGGGCAGUGGUUGUGACAGCUGGAUCUGGAGGCUGGCACCCACUUUUGGCCUGCAGCUGUUGCCAAAUUAAGGCCUCCCUCUCAGGCCCCUGUAUCAGAGUAAUUGCUAAAUAGCCUCUUCCUCCAGUUAAAAGCAGUUCAGGCUGUCUAAUUCUGUAGUAUUUAUCUCCAUUUAAAAAAGAAGGCUGGCCAGUUCAGUUGGUCAUAGUGAGGUGCUGUAACACCAAGAUCAAGAGUUUGGAUCCCCAUACCGGCCAGCCACCAAAAGAAUAGAAAAAGAAAAGGACAAGGAAGUUCUCAGGCUGUCCCCCUGACUGAGCCGUGCAGUAAAAAUCAUGUUGCAUGAACCCCGACUUGGAACGCGGCCCUGUGCAUCCUCUGCCAUGGGAGGUUCUUUUGGGCACCAAUCCUCUCUUUUGUUUGAAGUUGACUGUACAGGAGGCACUCUCUUACCACAAUAAACCUUUCCUGAAAGCUGA